This is a messenger RNA of Pangasianodon hypophthalmus (striped catfish), 10531 nucleotides long. RefSeq names its product calcium/calmodulin-dependent protein kinase kinase 2. The record is from RefSeq and is a predicted model, not a curated record. Bases 893 to 2677 code for a protein of 594 amino acids. Gene Ontology annotation, molecular function: protein kinase activity; ATP binding. Lineage: Eukaryota; Metazoa; Chordata; Actinopteri; Siluriformes; Pangasiidae. The transcript has 17 exons. Gene Ontology annotation, biological process: protein phosphorylation; CAMKK-AMPK signaling cascade; activation of protein kinase activity.
ACCACUGCCUUUUACCUUAUCUAUCUAUCUGUCUAUUUAUUUAUUUAUUUAUUUAAAUUUGUAUUCUUUAUCCAAAGUGAGACUGAGUCCAGUGCAACUGGAACAGGACGAUGUAACUCUUACAGAACUAAGUGAAGUUAAUAGAGGCAGGACAGAGUAAAAGUGAUGAGUUGGUUGAGGAUCAGAGUAUACAAAACUAAACAGGAUAGAUGCAGUAAGUGUUAAUCAGGAGUGCUCUGCUUGUCCUAAACUAUAAAUAAAUGGUUAAUACCUGCAUUAAUCAUUAAUUGGUGAUCUGAUAGAUGAUCUGAAGAUGUUUUCCCCAGAAAUUUCAAACAAUCAUUACGUUAUGCUUCUGCUCCAGAAAAUAAAGCUAAACAGGCUUUGUCUGUUUUUCUCCAUCUGCAUCAUUUUAUAUUAUAUUUGCCUUUAAAGUCUUCAAGAUGAACAGAUUUUGGGACACACUGGACAUUUCCUGUGAUUCAAUGAUCGUUUAACUGAAGUGUCACGUGACUGGAAACCCAACACCUAAUUCUCAUAGUCUGCAUCCUAUAAUAGGGAAUAGUAUACAGCCAAUAGUAAAAGUUUGCCAUUUGGGACACCUCCGCGAGGGGAACUGAGGGGAAGUGUGCGAGGGCGCAUCAGAUAACAACAGUGCUGGGACGAGGCCGUGGUGUGUUCACUUUCCCUCGCGGUUAGUUGAGGUUUAACAGCGGAGCGGGGGAUGCUGUGGCUUUCGUCUCAUCCUCUCUGCAUGCACAUCACAGCGAGUAUCUCAUGCAAGGACAGUUCCUUGCUUACGAAGACUGUAAGAGGACGUUUUUGACCAAACAGGAAAGUCUUGCUGUGUUCCUGAUGGAGGGAAGGUUGGGAGGCUUUCAGGAAGGACACCAUGUUUCCCUGUGUUUCCUCAUGGCCUUCUGCUGAAGCAUCCGCCCCUCUCGGCUAUGCCCCAUCCACUCCUGCAGCCCAGACACCUGAUCAGACGCUUCCGGACCUGCUGCGCGGGUGUGCCACGCUCUCAGCCCCUCCCCUGAGCCCCUGUACUGUUGACAUGGAGUCACUCAUUGUGGUUACGGAGUACGAGCCUAGCGGGGACAGGAUGGGCGACGUUGAGGAGGAGGAGCCAGAGGAGAUGGAUAGCUCGGAGACGCCCGAGCUGGCCUCAGCUCCACCCCCGCCCUUCCAUGUGCCAUCCUGUGACCUUUUAUCGCAUACAGCCAGUCGACCUGAGGCGCUCUUCCCGGAGGCGCAGGAACACCGUGGCAGGCUGAACCUCUCAGACAGGAAGCUGUCAUUGCAGGAGCGCUCACACACCCUGUCUUCACCCUGCGGCUCACCCGGCCUCAACGGGCGCUACAUCUACCCCUCGCUUCCCUACUCCCCCAUCACCUCGCCCCACUCUUCCCCUCGCUUGCCUCGUCGACCCACUGUCGAGUCGCACCGAGUUUCCAUCACUGACCUGCAGGACUGUGUGCAGCUGAACCAGUACAAGCUGAAAGAUGAGAUCGGAAAGGGGUCCUACGGAGUUGUCAAACUGGCCUACAAUGAAGACGACAACACCUACUACGCGAUGAAGGUCCUGUCCAAGAAGCGUCUGAUGCGGCAGGCUGGUUUCCCACGAAGACCUCCUCCUCGAGGGGCCCGCUCUGCUCCUGAGGGUCCACCUCAGCCCAAAGGCCCCCUGGAGCGGGUGUACCAGGAGAUCGCCAUCCUCAAGAAGCUCGACCAUCCUAAUGUGGUCAAGCUGGUGGAGGUGCUGGAUGACCCAAGUGAGGACCAUCUGUACAUGGUAUUUGAGCUGGUCAAGCGAGGCGCGGUGAUGGAGGUCCCAACUGAUAAACCCCUGAAUGAAGAGCAGGCUCGCUUCUACUUCCAGGACCUGCUCAGAGGAAUCGAGUACUUACACUAUCAGAAGAUCAUUCACCGUGAUAUUAAACCAUCUAACCUGUUGGUUGGUGAGGAUGGACACAUUAAAAUCGCUGACUUUGGGGUCAGCAACCAGUUUGAGGGAGCCGAUGCCCUGCUGACCAGCACGGUGGGAACGCCGGCAUUCCUCGCUCCAGAGACGCUCUCCGAGACCCGCAAGAACUUCUCGGGCAAGGCUCUGGAUGUUUGGGCCAUGGGGGUCACGCUGUACUGCUUCGUUUUUGGCGUGUGUCCCUUCAUGGACGAGCGCAUACUGAGUCUGCACCAGAAGAUCAAAACUCAGCCCGUGGAGCUUCCUGAGCAUGCUGAUGUGUCUGAUGAUUUGAAGGACCUCCUUUUUAAGAUGCUGGAGAAAAAUCCUGAAAACAGAAUAACCGUGCCACAGAUCAAGGUUCACCCUUGGGUGACACGGCACGGGGCGGAGCCUCUUCCUCCUGAGGAUGACAACUGCUGCAGUCUGAUCGAGGUGACAGAGGAGGAAGUGGAGAACUCAGUGAAACAUAUCCCCAGUCUGGCCACAGUGAUCUUGGUGCGCACCAUGCUGCGUAAGCGAUCAUUUGGGAAUCCUUUCGACUGGAGCCGCAGGGAGGACCGCAGCCCCACUACACAGGGUCACGGCCUAACAAAAGGGAGAGCAGGGAAUUUACGGUACUGCUACAUUCACGGUAACCAAAGGAAACAAGGAAGUGGAGACGGCAUACGCAGCGUGGACUUGCCCUUCGUAGGCGAGGAUGAAGUGCUUUCCUGACAACCUCACGUCUGACUGAAAGGGCUUAGUGUCUCACGCCCCCGGGAUGUGGAUGAUGGGGGAUUUGGUACGGUUCCCGAGCGCCAUCGUGCAGCUGGGACACGUGGAUGGCGUGUGGGGCGUUUCCCCUACAACAUGCAUGCAUUUGUACAGUUUUACAGCAGCAUGCGCUGUGUGUGUGUCAUCUCAGGACACACUCUUCCUUAUAUUUGUGAGUGUGUAUGUGUGAGUGUGAGUGUGUGUUUAUUUCCCCUCCUGUCCAGUGCGGAGGCUGUGCUUGCACUUUUACUAUAUGGAGUGGGAUCACGCUAUUUCUUGAAGCACAUGGUGGAGGCGGUUUGAACGUGAUUGGCUGUUUCUCAACACAAGAAGUGCAAAAAAACAAACUCCUAAGUACUUGGCUAAUAGCUUCCAGUUAGCUUAAAGCUACCACAGGAGGUUAUUGUUAGCUAGCUGAUUUAGCUAAGCUUUGCCUCCUGAUGGUGGAAAUAUAAAGCAGACUUUCAUAUCAGGCCUUGUUUCUACCAAAUCGUAAAUAUCCUCUGAUUGUGUAACCAGUUUAAUAAAAUCAGCAUGUAGACUGUGCUCACAGUGAACGAUCUCGUUAGUGACUGAGUUUGUCCUCCAUGUUUGUAGGAUCAGGAACACUUUCAGGUAUUUAAACCGCUUUUCAGGACGUCAGCAAUGAGUCGAACGAAAGACAGCGUCAAGCGAGAACGCAGAUUGAGAAACAGCCCGUGUCCAGAUCACCAUCAGGGUUUGAUAUUAAAUAGGUUUGGAGUCGAUUUAUUUAUAGAUCCUUUAUUAAAGAACUAGAAUGUAAAAAAGAAUAAGGUUCUCGUGCACCAUUCUGCAAAAAAAAAAAAACAUUACACGUUACCUGCAUUUGAACUGUCAAGCAAUAGAGGUCGCUGCUGUAUCAGAUAAAGUUUAGUUAAAUUAAUGAUGUUUAAUUUUUUAUUGAAUGGCAUGUUUUAUUUUUAUUUUAAAGCUGAAAUUCCAGUCUAUAAGAGAGUUCCACAGUUUGCAGAUUGAGCACUGAACAAAUCUAAAAACUCAGCUCCUGAUCUCUUCCUCUGUGAUUUUGUCAAACUUUUAAUAACACUCCCGAAGUUGUGUCUCAAAUUGCAUACACGGUGUGAACAUAAUUAUUGGCACCCUUUAUGAAAAUUAUUUUGUGUCUAGGACAACUGAUACUUUAAUCUUAAACAUAUGGGGACACUAUAUCGUAUUAUUUGAAAUGCAUAUUAUUUUUUCAAACAUUGAUUUAGUCGAUGUGUAUGCAAAAUACAGGUUUCAAAAUUAUUGGCACCCCCACAAUUAAGGUGAGAGUAGCAUUGCGUUUUGUGAUGUCUAACAAGGUUGUAGACAGCAUUCCAAGCCCCUUUACAUACUCAGGUUCGUGCAUGUGGAGUCAUCAAUCUUAGUGCAUUGUACAGAAGUGUGUGAUUUGAGACACAGCCCAGGUUAGUGCUGAACCCAACACUCAUCUUAAAUUAAAGAUCCAGUGUGCAGUGUUAGUAAUGUUAGUAAUCACAUCAGCCUGGUGUUGUAUUCUUUAUUUAUUUUGCUAAAAUAUUACCCAAGUCUGGGUACCCAAGUCUUUGUGGCCCAAGUCUUGAUAUUUCUCUCUAGCAAAUCAUUAAUGUAUAAAGGUUAAACUGCCCUGACCAGUGAUCAUAUCCACAGUAAACUACAUUCAGGGUGGUGUGUGAAUGUGAACACUCACUAAUGGAUCAAGUCAAGUCAGGAAACUGGGUUUUUAUAAUGGGGAAGGUGGAAUGAGGGAAUUUUAGCAAGUUUACAAAAUGGCCACAAUGUUCCUUCACCCAAAAUGUAGUCAAUGAAACAAGAUAUGUUUGGUGUGUACAAGGCUAAUGUGGCUAAGAGUUUAGCAUCGUCUAACAUCGUUUAGCAUAGUUUAGCAUUGUUCAAGAACUCUUAAGUUUAAGAUAAUAGUUAUGUUUCUGAUAAAGUUAAUAGGGAAUGUAGAAAUGGUGUUUAGUGAGAUGCCCUUUGAGGUGACUUAGACAUGCACCAUGCCAAACUGGUGGCUAUAAGCUUCUAUUACUUAAUAGCUACAUUAGCAUUGUAACUGCAGUGGAAAACACCAAAUGUCUGACACCAAACAUGCCAUUUACAUUUUCAGUAACAGGGACAUUGUGAUUUAUUGUACAUUUGAUUUUGUUCCUUGUUUUUUUUUUUAGGGUGACUUAACAAACAGAUUUCUUCAGUGUUUGCAAACCGUGCAAACCUUUUUAUUAUGAACUGAUAUUUUACCAAAAUAUUACAAACUGGUGCAUCUUUGGAAAAAAAAAAGACGUGGUCAUGUUGCAAGUGUAUUAGUUAUUGACAUUUCAAUAUUAGACGUAUAGAUUGCAUCUUUUUUAGAGAAAUACAAUAACUUUUACAAGCUAUGCAUGACUUGAUUGAACUUUUUGGACAUAAAUGUAUGCCUUACAUUUCAUCAUUGUAACUUUUUGAUACUAUAUAGCUAAAGUAGGAUCAUUUAUGCUUGAGCUGCCAUAGUGUAGAACAGUAGUGUGUGUGUGUGUGUGUGUAUGUGUGAGUGAGAUUUUCUUUGCUUCUGGGCUUUUGCCCUUCUUCAGCUGUAUAUAUUAUUGUGCUUGUGGCUGCUGCUUUUCUGCCACUGAACUUCCUUUAUGCCACACACACACACACACACCUUGAUGUUAAAGAGUUUUGUGCUUCCACGGUGAGGAGGGUUUGUGUUUGAGCACGAGUGUGUCGGGUUUUCUGCAUUUCGCUUCAUGCAUGUUGACUGAGAGCUCAGCGCAGGACAUUGUGUGGUUUUUAACACUAUUACUAUGCACAUGAAGCUGUGUUUGUUGCGUUGAUGUUGGAUAGCAGGAGAAAAGUUUGGUUGGAGUGUAUAUUAUUAACUGAUACAGGUCUCAAGAAGGAGUACAAUAUUAUAUACUGCACUAUUUUCCGGAUUAUAAGACGCUAAAGAUAAGUUUUUCCAGCACGCAGUGCACCUCGUCUCAGUAAAUGACCUCUUAUUUUGCCUACUUAUUUUGCCGUACUGUAACGAAAUACAUAAUUUGGUUUCCCUUCUCGUAGGGUAACAAGAGAACUGAACAGAGAUGUGUGGGCGGAGCUAACAGUGCUGAUCACUGAUUGGUCAAACACAACGGUGCCAGAAUCGUCUCUGACUAGAAUGACUUUUCUACCAGACAUUAUGGCACAAUGAUAUUCGGUAGUAGUGUAGUAACUGUCUGACCAACUUUAGAUUUCUUUAGACCAUCUUCAAAUGUUGAAUCCUAAAUAGCUUCUAAAGCACUAUGUGUCCUUCAUCCGAAUGCACUACAUGACCAAUGAAACAUGAAUUCAACCAUGGAAAAUGUCACCAGACAAAGUUUACACUCAACAUCCUCUGUAUUUUUUACUAAGAUUUAAAGUAUUGGCACCUUUGCCUUUUUUGGGUCACUUGCUGCCAUUAAAACUCAGAGGCAGCUGACAACACACACACACACACACACACACACUUUAAUCCAAAAUGAACGGUGGUCUUGUAUGUUUUUUAAAUUCCAUGUUAAAGAAAAUCAAAAUAAAAUUGUAAGUAGUAUUUUACUAAUCAUGCUCAUUGCAUCACUAGUCUCCACCCCCUACACCCUCCAGAGAAACUCCGCCCACUUUCACAGGUACAGAAAUUCAACCUAUAGUUAUUGUACAGAAACUCAACCUAUUUGUUAUUGUACAUUGCUGUCUGGUGGAAAACACUAUUAGUGUACUUAUGGUGUCUUAAUGCUGCGUUCUGGUGUUGUCAGAAGUCCAAUAUAUAGCCAGGUUGCUACUCCUGACUUUUUUGGGUUUUCUAUCGAAAACUAAUAGUUUGCAAGCAUUGUAGGAGGAUGAACAUUAAUAACUACAGUACCACAACAUUAAUCAAUCAAUCAAUCAAUCAAUAUUACACAAAAAUAUACUGUAUGUGAUUAUAGUGUGAUUAAGCUGUAAUGCUCCAAGAUGCUAAUUGAAAAUAUGAAGGUUUUAUUUUUGUUUUAUUACAGUUUACCCACUGUUAGCAAUGAAACAUGAAAAAAGUGUUCCAUUAAAACCUUAAAUCUUUGAAUUUAAGGACAUUUUAAAUUCAUUGCCUGCUCUCAAAUUGUAAAAGGACUCUAAAUGAGUGCUUUGUUAAAGCCAUUACUGUAAGACUGUAAGAUUUGUUUUACAUUUAAUAUUAGACAGUGGUGAAAUCCACUGUAAGACAAAUAUAAUUUAUGUACUACCAUAUUAGAGUAGCGUAAUUAGAGUGAUCCAGAUUGAUGGCAGCUGUGUUUAUGUCAGUAACCAUGUGCAAAGUGGAUUUCAUCCGAGUUUCCAAUUAGGAAAUCUGACUGACCGGUGAACUGCACAUUUUCCGAGUUGAAAGGUCCAUAAUUUCUCAAGUUACGAAUACAACAGAACACAGCAUAAUCUACAACUACUUGGUGUUAUAAUAAAAAGAUCUCAUAUAAACACUAGCACAAAUUAGAGUUAGCAUACUGGCAAUGUUCUAAGCAGAAAAAACCAGAAUUAAAAUGGGUGCCUCUUAUGGUCCGGAAUGUAAGUGAAGAUUUUAAAAUAAAUUUGACUGUAGUGUGACAGAUUUGGAAAAUCUUUUAAAACCACACCAGGAUAUUUACCCUGGGCCAUAUUCAGAGUUGGUGACUUAAGUCCAAAGGUUACGUCAAUAUGUGCGGGGGGAAGUUUGUACACAUUGAGAGUUCAGUUAUGUAGGUACUCAAGUUGAUUUUCUGGGCUUCCCAUUGAGAUUAUUAAAAUCACCUGCAUGUAGUUGGUGUCUCCGAGACAGGGUUUUUUCAACAGCAUCAAGACAACUGCCUUUAAACACAAGCACUUGCCUUUAAACCAGAAAAAAAAUCAGGGAUAGAAAAUUUUCUUCAAAUUUGCUGUCAAAUAUGGUAUGAUAUAACAUGAUAUAAUGAAAAAAAAAAAGACAUUUUAAAAAUGAAAAGUAAAAAAAGAAUAAUAUGAUCAUACAGUAUAUGAAUUAGAAGAUGGCAAGCUUUGAAAAACAUCUAGUAGGAGUUUUAAUUUGGUUUAAUUCAACAAUAUGGCUUCGAUCCUCAUUAUUUAGCAGCUCAUAAAAUAGAUUCAGCACAUCUUAUUAUGUUGCAUUUUAUUAUAAAUUUUUAAAAAAUCUAUUGUAGAUGGUUAGUGGUGCGCACAACUUAAUGAAGCCACGUGAAGCCAAAAUUGAGGUCUUGUAAUGUGUUUGUGAGAUAUAAUGUAUCACAACUUUAAUUCCAGUAAUGCCAAUUUCUUAGUUAAUUCAGUGCACUCUUCUGUAAAGAAAAUGUGCUGACGAUGCCAAAUUCAUAACUUUAUCCAUUCAUAACUUCAAGCAAAACUGGUUAUUGACAUAAUCAGUCUCAGAUUAAGAUGCGUCUCUCUGUGCAAAGAAAAAAAAAAAAAACAAAAAAAAAAACACAACUCUAAAGGGACGAUACUAUUAAUGAAUUGUGUCAUAUUUAUGUAUUUAAUAUUGGCCUCAAAUGACUUUUUGUCUUUAGUGUUUUUGAGCCCAAAUAAAAAUUUCAGCUUACAUAUUGUGGUUACAUCAAACUGUCAGACAGUGGCGCUGGACUUAAUACUGCUUCUCGUUGAGCCUUAAGACAAGGGGCAGAAUCUCGCAUAACUGAGACACUCCUCUGUUUCCUUUAAACGUCGCCCUGUGAGCAUAACUCUCACGUACCUUCUGAAUAGCUGUAGUUACAUCUGAGGCCUGAAUAAUUAUGUGUGCAAUUUUGGUAUUAAAUACUCACUACACGCACUUAACUCUGAAUACGGCCCCCUGAGCUAUUAAAACACAAAGCUAGAUUAAAUGACACUUCAAAAACACAUUUGCAGAAUUUUGUCCUGUUGUUUGAUAUUGAUAUAAUUCUGUUUUUUAGCUUGCCAAAAAUGAUACUUAUUUUCAGCAUGUACCCUAUUUUAUGUAUAAAGGCACUUGCUCAGGUGCGUUUGCUUACGUUUUGGCCUGCACACCGUAUGAAGUUGAACUGAAAUCGGCAAGGUUUGAACUGCAGUUUAAAAGCGACAAUGCUGUAAGAUAUUUGUAUCUGUACAUAUAUAUACGUAGGCUUUUUAUCUCGAUGGUGUGUGCCCAGGUUUGACUGAAGGGCUAGAGGACAUAUCACGUACACACACGUAGGGUUUAGCACCUGUAGUGAAGAGUGUUUACAUGGAUUUAACUGCAUGCCAUCAUCAUCAGCACACACCAUUUCUGAGCAUGUUGGAAUGUUUGACAUGAGUCACAGUGAUCUCAUCACUUAUCACUCUAUACAUAUUGUAUCCUGUUCAAUAUUUGAAUAAACUGAAUAAAUAUUUGAUUAAAUUGCCAUUACUCUGUUUCUGAGGAUUUUAUCUGUUUAAGUGUGCUUUUCUCAGAAAAAAACGAAUGGUUUAAAGGUGUGGUUUGCAAGUUUGUCAUUUACAAACUUAUCAUGCAACUGAUAACUAUUUUCUUUAUUUCAGGCCUCUGCUGUUUUUUUUUUUGUUUUUUUUUUUUUGUGUCACAGCAGAGCUUCCAAAUUUUAAAAAAGUUUAACUUUUCAUUAAAGCACCCAGUGAUGUCAAGCACUUUUUAACAGGUUGUAAGUUGGGAGGUAAGCGAGAAAAACAACCAUGGAGGACAAAGUGCUGGGGAAAAAUGAGUCUUGUCAUUGAAUGACUAUGACAUGUAAAAUUUUUUAUUGCCAAUAUUCCAAUUAAUCUAAUCUUUAUUGGUUAUUAUUAGUUAUUUAUUACUGAUAAAUAAUAAAUACAUAAAAUAAAUAAAUAAGUUAUAAACUGAAUAAUAAAUCUAGAGUGUGAUUUAGGUUAGAUGCUUUUUUCAGCACAGAAGGUGCUUCAGCCAGCCAAAAAUCAAUCAAACAAACAAAAGGAAGCCUAUGCUAAAUAUUACAUACUGCCCCUUUAAUAUUAAAUUGUGAAACAUUCCCAUUGAGACGCUGACAGCUUUGGUGAACUGGCUGGAUGCUCAGUUAGUGCACUCACGCGAAUGAGACCUCGAUUUGAGACACAACCGCUUGUUUUGGUUUCCAGUAACAUGAUGGGAAUUCCGGCUCUUUUCAGUGAGUCAGUGCAAUCGGCUCAGCUGAACAACAAGAGUCGACUCCUUCAGCCCCCAAACGGCUCAUUAUCAGUUUUAAAACAAACGUAAAAAUGUAAAACAAAUGUAAAACAAGCAAGGGGUUAUAUAUUUGCUUUCUGCACAAAACAUUCCUGCAUAUAUAAUAUUAAUAUUUAAUAUUGAACUGCUGCUGCAUCUGUGCUUAACUUACGUAGAAUUCAAUGACUGUUGUACUUUCUUAUACUUUAAUUUUCAGUAGAAGGAUAUGUUAGGGUUCUUUACAUAUGCGAGUCGGCUCCCAAAGUUCACUCAAAAGAGCCAGUUCAAAGAAUCGACUCUUUGGUGAACAAUGCAUCACUAGUUUCCAGGGGUAACCAGUGAAUCACUGAAUAGCGGUGAAACGUCUUAGCAUCUAAGCUAGCUGCUUUAGCGUAGCACUGCAUGUAUUAUUUAACAACAACAAAAAGUUUCGUUCAGUGCUAUCCAAUGAUUUAAUAUGGAAAGCUUAAAAUAUUUACUUGCUAGUUAGCCAGCUAGCUCGUGGGAUAACGCUGAAUUUCCUCCAGCUAGCAUUAGUCAGUAAAUAAGCUAACAGCUAAUUAUCUGUAGUUAGUGUAAGCGCUUAAUGCAGAGUCGCGACAGUUUUUGAGGUGUUAUUUAUCUAAUUUGGUGAAAUGUUCACGGAUGAAUCUCGCGAUAUUUUCGGUUUUCAGUCAUCGUGGAAAAAGUCGCACGGACAGACUCAGGACUCG